This is a messenger RNA of Ornithodoros turicata, 1676 nucleotides long. It is a transcript of the gene GatB, whose product is annotated as glutamyl-tRNA(Gln) amidotransferase subunit B, mitochondrial-like. The transcript is spliced from 11 exons. Gene Ontology annotation, molecular function: glutaminyl-tRNA synthase (glutamine-hydrolyzing) activity. Gene Ontology annotation, cellular component: mitochondrion; glutamyl-tRNA(Gln) amidotransferase complex. NCBI's taxonomy places the organism in Eukaryota, Metazoa, Arthropoda, Arachnida, Ixodida, Argasidae. The record is from RefSeq and is a predicted model, not a curated record. Gene Ontology annotation, biological process: glutaminyl-tRNAGln biosynthesis via transamidation; mitochondrial translation. The coding region runs from base 137 to 1654 and encodes 505 amino acids.
AGACGACAAACAAAUGCGCGGCUGCGUAGCCGAGUGGUAAAGCGUUCCUGCGGCUUUCGCGGUUUUGUGAGAUGACCAACCUUUCUUAUACCUUGUGUAUCAUAUCGAUGAAUUCUAAUUGUACAUAAAACCAAAUAUGAGUCAUACGUCUUGCUUUUACUUGUUUCGUAAGUUCGGAACCGCUACAUUGUCUCGGUGUCUCUCAACCAAGCCUCAAGGGGAGCCUCGUAAAUGGGAAAGUGUAGUUGGCCUCGAAGUUCACGUCCAGAUUGCCUCGGACACCAAACUUUUUUCAUCUUCACCAUACAGUUUCGGUUGGGCACCGAAUAGUCAAGUGUCAGCAUUCGACGCUUCGACCCCUGGAACCUUACCCGUGCUAAACAAGCGCUGUGUCGAAGCUGCUGUGCUGACUGCUUUGGCGCUGAAUAGCACCAUUCACAGGGUUUCCUGUUUCGAUAGGAAGCAUUACUUCUAUGCCGAUAUGCCGGCAGGUUACCAAAUAACCCAGCAGCGCCGACCACUGGCUACCGGGGGGUACCUGAACUUCCCGGUGUUCAUACCCGGAAGCCAAGAGACAUACUAUCGACGUGCACCUCUGAAGCAGCUGCAACUGGAACAGGACAGUGGAAAGAGCUUGCAUGACAGUGGCCGAGGUCUCAUUGACCUCAACAGGGCUGGAGUCGGACUCAUGGAGCUGGUCUUUGAUCCAUGCUUGAGAGACGGAGAAGAGGCAGCUUCAUUGACAAAGGAGCUGCUGUUGCUCUUGCGUGCCAUAGGAGCAUGCACAGGGAAAAUGGAAGAGGGAGCCUUACGAGUGGAUGCCAAUGUGUCUGUCAACAGGCCGGGCGAGCCCCUGGGAGUCCGUACAGAAGUCAAAAACCUCAACAGCGUCCGAGCCGUCGCGUCAGCUGUUGAGUACGAAAUUGGGAGACAGGUACAAGAGUUGUCUCAAGGUAGACCCAUCCAGAACUGGACCAUGGCCUUUGACUCAGAUACACGGAGGACCAUCCCAAUGAGGGACAAGGAGGUGGUGCAGGACUAUAGGUUUAUGCCCGAGCCAAACCUACCCCCGCUGGUGUUGGAUGGUGAGGAAGUGAGGAAGUUGCCAACGUUGCCUUCGGAACAUCGUCAGCGGCUCGUAGAUGAGUACUGCCUUCCAUUGCAUCAGGCACAGACCAUUGUGAGUGAAGACAGUCUGUUGCUGUUCUUUGAGGAGGUCAUGAAACAAGGUCAGCAGGAUGCAAGGCGUGUAGCCCACUGGCUGCUCUCGGAGCUUGUGGGGCGUACGCCCGAGGGGAUCUUGGACUGCUACGUGGACAGUGCAAGGUUUGGUCAGCUUCUCACACUAUUGGGCCGAGGAACGAUUUCUCAUGGAACUGCUCAAAAUGUCCUCCAGUUGAUGGUGGAAGGAGACCCUAGAACACCUGCAGUUAUUGUUGACCACAUGUCGUGGCAGCAGAUAGAGGAACAAGAGCAAUUAAAAGGGCUCUGUCUCAGAGCAAUGGAACAACAUCCAGAUUCUGUGAAGAAGGCACGAGCAGGAAAGAAGAGGGCCUUAAACCCGCUGAUGGCUGCCGUCCGAGUCCUAUCCGAGAAUCGUGCGGAUAUGGCUGCUGCAAAAGCUAUUAUGCUCAAGUUAAUAGAAGAGACGUAAUAAAUGUUAGAAAAUUGUUAAA